Messenger RNA from Microcebus murinus (gray mouse lemur), 1686 nucleotides. RefSeq names its product transforming growth factor beta regulator 1 (gene FYRD1). Gene Ontology annotation, cellular component: nucleus. NCBI's taxonomy places the organism in Eukaryota, Metazoa, Chordata, Mammalia, Primates, Cheirogaleidae. The record is from RefSeq and is a predicted model, not a curated record. Gene Ontology annotation, biological process: regulation of cell cycle.
CCGGGCAGGGCUGACUUCCGAGACAGACGCGGAAGUGUUGGGAGGCGCCGGCGGCCGAUUUGGUUGCAAGAUUUCUGGCCCUGCGGUCGGCUCUGGGAACCUCCUGUGGAGCUAAAUCAUUAGAGGCCCGAUUCCGCCAGCCCCGAACGGACUAAGACAGCGCUCCUGCCCGCUCCUUGGUGUAGGGGCCGAUGCCGGCCGCGUCCUGGAGCCCCCGUAGCGGGGCUGGACCAUGAGCCUGCUGGGCGGCCUCACUUCCUCGCCGCGGGCCCCGCUGCAGUCCAGCAGGGCCAGGAUGAAAAAGCUCCCGAGGAAGAGCCAGAACGAGAAGUACCGACUGAAGUACCUGCGGCUGCGCAAAGCGGCCAAAGCCACGGUGUUUGAAAAUGCUGCUAUUUGUGAUGAAAUUGCUCGUCUUGAGGAGAAAUUUCUUAAAGCAAAAGAAGAAAGGAGGUACUUGCUAAAGAAGCUCCUCCAGCUUCAGGCUCUAACUGAAGGGGAAGUACAGGCUGCAGCUCCUUCCCACAGCUCCAGUUUGCCCCUGACUUAUGGUGUGGCCAGCUCUGUGGGAACUAUACAGGGAGCUGGGCCCAUUUCUGGGCCCAGCACUGGGGCUGAGGAACCAUUUGGGAAGAAAUCCAAGAAGGAGAAAAAAGAAAAAGGCAAAGAGAACAACAAACUGGAAGUUCUGAAGAAAACAUCCAAGAAAAAGAAAAUGGAGGGAGGUGCUCGCAAGCUGGUUCAGCCCAUUGCCCUGGAUCCCUCAGGACGGCCUGUGUUCCCCAUCGUACUAGAGGGUCUAACAGUAUAUAGCCUGGGGGAGAUCAUCACCGACCGACCUGGCUUCCAUGAUGAAAGUGCCAUCUACCCUGUGGGCUACUGCAGUACUCGAACAUAUGCCAGCAUGAAGUGCCCAGACCAAAAGUGUCUCUAUACCUGUCAGAUCAAGGAUGGUGGUGUGCAGCCUCAGUUUGAAAUUGUUCCUGAAGAUGACCCCCAGAAUGCCAUUGUCAGCUCUUCUGCAGAUGCUUGUCAUGCAGAACUGCUCAAGACCAUAAGUGCUACUAUGGGAAAAUCAAUGCCUAACCUGCUUCCAACUGGAGCUGACUUCUUCGGGUUUUCUCAUCCAACCAUCCACAACCUGAUCCAAAGUUGUCCAGGAGCUCGAAAAUGCAACAAUUACCAGUGGGUGAAAUUUGAUGUGUGCAAACCUGGAGAUGGGCAGCUACCACAGGGACUGCCAGAGAAUGAUGCAUCUAUGAGCUUUGAAGCCUUUCAGCAACAGACCUUUGAUGAUCAUAGUGAUCCCAUUCUGCCAGGAUCCUUGGAUCUUCCAGAGCUUCAGCCUGCAGCCUUUGUGUCUUCUUACCAGCCCGAGUUCCUGACACAUGAACCCUUGGUAGACACUCACCUGCAGCACUUGAAGUCCCCGUCGCAGUGUAGCCCAAUUCAAUCUUCAGAUUGAACAAGAAGGGAUCAGAUACCAUAUAUUUUCAUCAUGAUGAUUUUUUUAAUUUAAACUAAAAUUUAGAAUAUAUGGAAGAAGGCAGCAAUUCAGGAGUAAAGAAGAUAUUAAAUUAACACAUUUCAUCAUGGAGGUUCCCAUGGUGAAAGUUUACCCUGGAAAAAACUUCAGCUGCUUUAUUUUUAGUAAUAAAUUUCUCUUUACAAUUCUGCUUAUUUUCA